CUCUCACUCUCACUCGCUCACUGCUCACUCUCACUCGCUCACUGCUCACUCCUUUCAUUUUCUUCAAAUGGCGUCGGCGAAGAGCAAGAUCUUGUUCAUCGGCGGAACAGGGUACAUCGGCAAAUUCGUCGUUGAGGCGAGCGCCAAGGCCGGACACGAGACCUUCGUUUUGGUGCGUGAAGCCACCCUCUCCAACCCGGACAAGGCCAAGAUCAUCGACGGCUUCAAAUCUCUGGGCGUUAAAAUCGUCCACGGCGAUCUCUACGACCACCAGAGUCUGGUCAGCGCGAUUAAGCCGGUCGACGUUGUAAUUUCGACGGUCGGCCAUGCUCAGUUAGCCGAUCAGGUUAAUAUCAUUGCCGCCAUUAAAGAAGCCGGCAACGUCAAGAGGUUCUUCCCUUCUGAGUUUGGGAACGACGUGGAUCGAGUGAAUGCCGUAGAACCAGCCAAAUCGGCGUUUGAGAUUAAGGCUAAGAUUCGGCGAGCUACCGAGGCGGAGGGAAUACCGUACACUUAUGUGUCGUCAAACUAUUUCGCUGGUUAUUUUCUUCCCAAUCUUGCCCAGGCUGGUGCCUCUGCUCCUCCAAGAGAAAAAGUUGUGAUCUUGGGAGAUGGAAACCCCAAAGCAAUUUUUAACAAGGAAGACGACAUAGGAAGUUACACGAUUAGAGCAGUGGAUGACCCAAGAACCUUGAACAAAAUCCUCUACCUCAGGCCACCAGCUAACAUCUACUCGUUUAAUGAGCUCGUGGCUUUAUGGGAGAAAAAGAUUGGUAAAACCCUUGAAAAGGAGUAUGUUCCAGAGGACAAACUUCUCAAGACUAUCCAAGAGUCGCCAAUUCCAAUCAAUGUCAUACUAUCAAUCAACCACUCUGUUUUUGUGAAAGGAGAUCAUACAAACUUUGAGAUUGAGCCCUCGUUUGGGGUGGAAGCUUCACAGCUUUAUCCCGAUGUGAAAUACACCACUGUGGAUGAGUAUCUGAAUCAGUUUGUCUGAGGUUCGAGCCUCUCGUCAUGUUUCUCAGUUCUGUCUUGACUAUCAGCUAAUAAGUCACAAUGACGUUUUGUGUGAGGGAAGAGAAAAGAAAAGCGUGAGCAUCCCUAAGUAAUGCAAAUAUUAUCAUCUUGUAUUUAAGUUGAUUGAACUCUGUGUUAGACUUUAAAUAUUAAAAUAUGACUAUAUCAUAUUGCCUUA
This is a messenger RNA of Humulus lupulus (European hop), 1195 nucleotides long. Its product is annotated as phenylcoumaran benzylic ether reductase Pyrc5-like. The coding region runs from base 68 to 997 and encodes 309 amino acids. The record is from RefSeq and is a predicted model, not a curated record. The transcript is spliced from 4 exons. NCBI's taxonomy places the organism in Eukaryota, Viridiplantae, Streptophyta, Magnoliopsida, Rosales, Cannabaceae. Gene Ontology annotation, molecular function: oxidoreductase activity.